Molecule: messenger RNA, 687 nt
Organism: Rotaria sp. Silwood2
Lineage: Eukaryota; Metazoa; Rotifera; Eurotatoria; Philodinida; Philodinidae
Source: the annotation of a GenBank genome assembly
AUGCACAACAUUCGUUGCCCUUACAUCGUCAGUUUUUAUGGUGCAUGCACGGAAACAGGAAAGUAUGCAUUAGUUAUGGAACACAUGUCAUUAGGAUCAUUGUACAAGAUAUUGCACGAAGAUAACCUUGAAUUAUCAUGGUCUGAAAGGUUGUCGAUUGCUUUUCAAGCAGCCAGCGGAAUCAAUUACCUACAUCAAUUGUCAGAACCUGUCUUACAUCGUGACAUUAAAUCGUUGAACUUCUUGAUAGAAAGAGCCUAUAAAGGAUAUACUGUCAAAGCGUGUGAUUUUGGUAUGGCCAGAACACGAAAUGAAACGACCCGUCAAACAACAUCAAAUCCUACAUUAGUCUGCACAUUGCAAUGGACUGCUCCUGAAAUAUUGCGUAUGAAAAAGCACACAGAUAAGAGCGAUGUUUAUAGUUUAGGAAUCGUGUAUUGGGAAUUAGCUGCUAAUGAAAUACCUUAUGAUGGACACCAAAGUGGCAAUAUUCGUGAAUUUGUACUUUCUGGUGAUCGAUUGGAGAUACCCAAGAUCACACCCUCGAACUUUUCAAUGCUGAUCAAGAAGUGUUGGGCUAAUGAUCCCAACGAUCGACCCGAUUGUUCCCAAUUGAUCGAAAUCAUCGAAGAAUGUAUUACAAAGCAAAGUAAUUCCUUUUUUUGUUGCUCUGCUUUGAUGGAAUGA